AUGAAACACUGGAAAGCCCUGGUUUGGAUAUUCUGUGCCGUGCGGUGCCUGUGGGCAGCCAGUGUCGAAGUGGUGUUGGACCCCGGGGAUGCAACAGGUGCUUUCUUCCUGAGCUCGCCAGAUGAACCCACGGGUGUGGAGGCUUCGUCGGCCGAGCCUUCGCGACGCUUCGCGCUCACGUUCUCGAGCCGCAUCACGGUGGUGGCACAGUUUGGGCCGUUCUCUGUGCGCCAGACUGUGUACGCCACUAGCCCAUUAGCCUCGGUGGGGAACCAAAGCAGCUCGUCGUCAGAUGGUCCCGAGCCCAUGGGGGAUGUGACGGCCCAUUUGGUCACACCGGCACCCCGCAGAGACCAGCCAACAUUGCGCAUCCUGUUCCACACUGGCUCCGAGGUGGGUGGGCCGUCGGUGUGUGUAGCCCUCUAUGCUCAGCUGGGCCCCGAGCAGCUGGUCAGUGUGUGCCAGCCGAACCGUGAUGGGGCCUGCCUCGCCGAGCUCACCCUGCCGGCUGCAUGGUGGCCGCCCUUGUGGGCUGCCGCUCAUAAGGCCCACCGGCCCACCAUCGCCCUCCGGUACGCCCUCGUACGAAGCAGCAUCUCCCAGGAAUGCCAGGGUCAAUCUCUGCGACUGUCAACGGGGUCAGUGCCCAGUAGCGGGGCGGGCCUAUCCCUGGGGCGGCUUCCACUGUCCGUGGCACAUGGCAGCUACGAGGAACUGAGUGGUGGUGAUGGUGUUGUAUGUCUGCUAGUGCCCCAGGGGCCGGUCUACCCGCGGUCCAAGGUGUACGUGCCACUACUCGUACGCCCCAAUCCGGCCUACCCACUCCACUCCUUCACGAUUAGGGCAAAAGUCAAACCUGGGCUGAGGAUUCUUCAGGUGCAACCAACAGCAAAGCAGUCAUGGAACGUUGCAGUGGACACCAACUCUAAGCAGACGUCUGCAACUGUGACUGUCACUCGCCUCAGCGAGGACACUGCCCUGCCCGAAAGUGGGGAAGAGGUGCUCAACUGGCUCUUUGAAGUGGAGGAAGGGCUGGGCCACGAAGACGGGGGCCAGGUGACCUGGCAGCUGCGCUACCUAGACCUGCCCGGCGUGGACAGUACAGCCACCGUGAGCAGCACCGUCAGCGAGGUCGAUGACAGCAUCAAGCUCACCUCCCGGUUGGACAUCCAUAAGGACGACGUCCAGGCUGUCCUCCUCGUCGCCAAGUCGAAUCAGCUGCUAAACACAGCAGUGCUGACUGGCAAACAAGUGUCACAGCCCAUGAAGGUGUUCGUGGUGAGCCAGUCUGGACUUCUGGGGGACGUCACGCUGCAGUCCUCCUGCCACUCAGCUGACGAGUCGGUUCUCAAGGUCUCACCAUCGUGCACUUCGGUGUACCUGGACGGCUCUGAAGUGCGGGGUUCGCAGAACGCAACUGUGCUGGUCAAGUAUGGAACAUACACAGGCCAGGCUGCUUUCCUGGUGUGGAUGCCCGAGCUUCCCCUGGACCUGCGGCUCUCGGACACCAAACUGAGCCAGAUUCGUGCCUGGCGCACACCACACAGGCACAAGCGGUGUCGAAACCCUCUCCUGCAAGGGACCACAGAUUGUCGCAAUGAUUGGCUGCGCAACAAGCGACGCAUCCUUGACAAGUGGGACGAUGGUGAUGGAUCGUCGCCAGGUGGUUCGCCAGGAUCCUGUCGACUGCGCUUUCAGCAGGCACGAGUAGAGGUGCUGACACGCUUUCAGAGUGUGGACCACAACUCUGGCAGGGAGGCAUACCUCCUGGGGCGACGCACCCAGGUGGCCGUCACUAGGCUCGUGACACCCUUCCUCCGUGUGGCGGACGCGCACCUUGCCUCGCUCAAAGGCACGACUGUCCGAGGGCUGCGCGCCGGGCGCACUGAGGUCCAGGUGCUGUCGCCCAUCACCGGCAAAGUUCUGGGUGCGAGCGAGUUGCGGGUGAGCACAGACAAGGAGAGUCUGGUACGCCUUGAGGUGCAGCUCGUCACAGGCCUCUCGCUCGAGGUGCUUCCCGACGAUGCGGCCGCGGGGGUCUUCGUGGCCAAGACGUCCACCACUCACGCACUCACCUCGCUAUACCAGGAAGGCCUGCUGGAUGUGACUCUGAGAUUCUCUGAUGGCACGUGGACUCCGCUGAUAGAUGUGCCGGAAUCCGACUUCAGCCUCGUCAUGGAGAGCCUCGAUCCAGGGGUGGUCGCUCUGGCACCAGUGGCAGCCUCUUCGGGUGGCAUGACAGCACGGCCACGGAUCGUGGCCAUCGGCCAAGGACAGGGAAGCUUAUUGCAGUUGAGCCUGGAGCUGGGCAAAGCUUGUCAACGGCGGCGGCGUGGUGCCCCUCUGGCCUGGGCACGUGCCAGGGUCAAUGCCCGGUUCAAUUCGGCCGGUGCCAGUGGUAGCCUGGAUGCAGUGCCCUACCAGGACGGUGCACGACACCUGGAGCCGUCGGUGCAGGCACACCACAACCGGGCUGCUCUCUCGUCCGAUGGAUCUCGUUCACUCAUGGCCUCACCACUGGAACUUGGCCUGUACGCCCUCCUUGGGGUGCUGGGACUGGCCGCUGCUGUCAUGGUCACGGGCUGCACUGUGCUUGCAGUGAAAUACCAGAAGCAUGCGGACGUCAACAGCACCGCUGUCGCUGUGCAACCUACUGCCACUGCUGCUCCCCCUUCGCACUCUCGCCGCCCAGUGUCUAACGCCCACGACUGGGUCUGGCUGGGGCGGGCCACGCUCGAACGCAGCUCUGUCAACACGCGCUGCUCCCAAGCGCUGGUGGCCCCUGAGGACCAUUCCAAAAGCCCCCCGAACUCCCUGCCCUAUCCUGCCACCACGAGCCGCAUCACCGCCGUCGACAACAACCCGGCGCAGAGCAUGGGCGAGGACCUUGCCGUUACCAAGAAGGGCGGAGGAGCCCAGCCACGCAUCCGCACAAACCCCAUGCUCACCUUCACCCGACCGCCUCCGGUGCCCCCGCACCGAACCACAUCACGCACCAGUCCCGCCACCGACUCGGUGCAGAAUGUGCCACUGCUGGGCCACAAUAACGGCAAUGGACCCCACCAGAGGGUGUUGUCUCCGCACGUUCGGAUUCAGUCACCCAGCUCCAAAAUAGCUUCGUCCGGAUCGAAAACCACUUCGCCCGACUCAAAGACGACAUCACCGGACACAAAGUCCACGUCUCCGGGAGGAUCCAAGACGACAUCGCCUGAAUCUAAGUCCGCGUCACCCAGCAACAGGAGUGUGCUGCCACCCAUCUGCAAGGUUGUGAAGGCAAGGGCCAAUGGGAAGGCAGUAGCAGGGAACACCCUAGAGUGGGAGGAUGUUACCAAAGGCAUGAACUACGACCAGCUGGUCGAAUACUUUGACUCGCUGAAGGAGUCGAGUGCCUAGACGGCAACAGCGGAUGCCAGAGUUAUCGUUGGCGAGUGUGAUUUGUGUGCCAGCUGUAAUUAAUAUGCAACCUCGCAAGAUUUAACAAAAGGUUGCCUCAAGGCAGUGCCGUCAUGAACUCGGAACAGUGAACUUACGCAUGCUGUGGAGACGGGUUGGUGUUCCUUCAGUUUGCCCCCGCGCCGCCACCAGCUUGUUGCAUGGAGCUACAAUCAACCAUCCUUUGCCUCCUACAUUGUUCAUUUUCUUUUGGCUGACUGUCAGUGCUUCAUGCACAGCCUGCUUGCAGCGGCAGGCUCACUGAUUUUCGAGACACGGGGUGAAGUUCUUGCAGGUCUUUUUUUGGUGGAUUUGUCUGGGCGAGCACCUUUUGUGGCAGCUGCCUUGUUUGUGCCUGAGGGUGGGGAAGUGUGUUGCUGUGUGACAAGGGCGUUGUCAGCUUCCUCUAACGAGCACACACAGUCGCAAAGUAGGUGAGUUGAAGCCUGCAAUGCCCUUUGUGUCUUCUUACUCCUCAGUUAUGUAAGAUAGCCUUCUUUUGUGCACCCUGUCGCAUGGUUAUGUGUGAUGUCCAUUUGUGUGCUUCGAUGUGCUGCCUUUUAUGCUCACUGUAUUUGACAGUGUUGACCGUAUUGUGGUGCUGCUGUGUUUGUGACAAGUUGUGACAUUAAUUUAUUGCAGCAGCGUGAGCCUAAGAGCAUCAUUCAAAGUGUUUCUUCUGCCGGUCGGCAUCGUUAUUUGGCUAUGAUCUACAUUGCUGCAUGCAAACUAUUUAUAAGAGAAGUACGAGGGGAUUAGAACUGACAUGGAUCUAGCUGAUUGCAUAAAACCUCGCAUGUUGACGCAGAGAAGGCAAUGAAAUUUCAAGAAGCACUUUUGUUGCGACGAUAUCUUGUAGCAGAAGCUCAUUACUCAUGAAACUGUUCAGGGUGAUUUGAAAGCAUGUUUCCGUUAAGUUGGGGAAAUGUGGAACAAAGUACUGUUGUCACGCUUUUCAAUGCAGCCAGAGCUCAAACCCAGCACACGCAUGCUAGUGUGUGUCAGCUUGCGACUACUUGCAUGCAUGUAUACACGCACAUAUGCAAACACCUGCACUAGUCAGAUGUGGGCGCACGAGCUACAUCAUUUUGUUGUGCGUCUCAAGCCCUGUAAUCAUUGCAUACCAAUGAAAAUAUGUGACUGCCUAGUCACCUUGGUACUGCAGCAUCCAUGUCCGUGAAAUGCAGACAUGCUUACUAAUUCGUGAGCUGAAAUACAGUGCUGCAUCAUGGCAAACAUCUUUAACGUUCAUUUCUGAAAUAAAAUGAAAAUCUGGAUGUUCAAUGUAAUAAUAAGCAUUUGAAAGCACUACAGAUAUAAAUUUUUAACUGACUUAUUCCAAGAUGUACUGUGAGCUUGCUUCCUAUGUUGUUCUGGGUUAUUGUUUCUCGCAAGGCAAAGCUGGCGCAUAGGCACGUAUCGGUGAGCUUCUGCACACCAGAAACUAUUAUGGUGUUUGGGGUCGAGGCAAGUCAGUAUUCUUUCUUCAUUUUUAAAUGUUUUUUAUGUUUAAUUCUUAAUGCUCAAACUUGGACAAGCUCAUUGCUGCUCAUUCCAUGCUGAUCACCGAUCUGCACCUAAUUAUAGCAUAGCCUUUGUGAAUGUUUUUUUUAAUUGGUGUGCAGUGUGCAUUUGAAUCUUAGUUGUUUUGUUGACACUUUUACGUAAUAAGAAGGCAACUGCAUAUCAUAUUACAUUUCAUAUGUUUGUCUUAUGGUUGACUGUAGCUUUACUAGUGCUAGUUUUAUUCGAACACUUUAAAAAAAAGUAUUUCGCAAUUAUUUACACUUCUGCACCAAAGAUCUCAGGAAGACAUCUUCUGCACUUGAACUUCCCGUUUCAGCGUAAGCUAUUCAAGAACUUUGGGAAGUCUUUGACAUCCGAGGGGUGAGGUGGGGGUUAGAAAGGGUUAGGGGGCAGUCACUUCUUUUCAGCAAGCAUUCUGACUGGCGUGGGGGAAGGGUAAAUUUUUAGUGAGGGGCAGUGGAGCUAUACUACUCCCCCUUUAGCUUGUUUGGGCAUAAGUAUGCCUUAGAGUUCUUAAUAUCUCAAUGAGCACAUAGAUAACUGGGAAAGGUCAUUGGUUUUGAAUGGAUUUAGUCAGCUGAAAAAACUCAAAAAAGUCAGUGCCAGUAAUUUACUGUGCAUGCUUGCUUUUGGAAUGAAAUUCACACUGCAAAGGACAAACUAUUUAUUAGUUUGGCAUUUCUCUGUCUUUUUUUGUUUCCCUUUUAAUGAUAUGUAUUUAAUGCCAGUCUGUCUCGUAAACUCAAGCACCGACUUGCUCAAGACGUUCUAGCUGGCACUGAGUUUGCCUUUAUUAGGGUUAAUCAGUCAAGCCCUUCAGCAACUCUCUUGGAUGUUUUUUGGAACUUCAUAGUUUGGUUGGAGGGACCAUUACUUCUACAAAUGUGGAAAAACACAAGACAGCAUCUACACAAUUCCACAUGAAAACACGUUUAAAGGACUUGUAUAAAUAUAUUUCUGUCCCUGAGGAUUACAUUUGUUCUGAAAAGAGAGUGUUAGUUUAAAUAUAUUACUAAAUCAGUAGUUACAUACUGAAAUAUCUUUCUAGUGCAUCAAAAAAUAUUUUCAUUAUGUUUCCUAUGCUUGAAAAAGUGCAUUGGGGGUAUCGAACUUUGUGUAUCGCAAGUGAUUUAAGUAUAGCUUUCUUGGUAUAAAUGGUCAAGAGCACAGCCAAAGUGAUUCAUAGGCACACAGUCACUACGAUUUAGUACUCCCAGAUCCCAGUUGUGUGUCUGAUCUCAAGAAGGAGCAAAGAAGUAUUGGGGUGACUGCCUUCCCUCUGCCUUUUCCCCUCUCACUUCACACUUACAAUGCCACUCUAGCAGCUGUUUCACUGUCGUUUUGCACGUUUUUUAGAG
Rhipicephalus microplus (southern cattle tick) is the source of this 6317-nucleotide messenger RNA. RefSeq names its product transmembrane protein 132C dtn. Lineage: Eukaryota; Metazoa; Arthropoda; Arachnida; Ixodida; Ixodidae. The record is from RefSeq and is a predicted model, not a curated record.